Corticium candelabrum is the source of this 2345-nucleotide messenger RNA. Its product is annotated as anoctamin-8-like. The transcript has 13 exons. Gene Ontology annotation, biological process: chloride transmembrane transport. The coding region runs from base 272 to 2254 and encodes 660 amino acids. Gene Ontology annotation, molecular function: chloride channel activity. NCBI's taxonomy places the organism in Eukaryota, Metazoa, Porifera, Homoscleromorpha, Homosclerophorida, Plakinidae. The record is from RefSeq and is a predicted model, not a curated record.
UUCGUUAGCAGCCAGUGACUGAAGUUGACGGGGUUUCUGUUGCGAUUGUUGUGUGCUCUGUAUGAUGGGAUCUGCUGAAAUGGAGAAAGCAGAUCCUUGAUGUUUGUGAGCUGCACUUUCAAAGCAGAAAGUUUCGUAUUUGUGAAGUCACUCGUUUUUUGUUGAACUAGUUUAGUGUACACUCGUUAGAACUGCUUAGCAAGUGUGAAUUUUACUGUCAGUAGAAAGCGCCUCGACUUCCGUUCACGUGACCAUAUCUGUGUUGCAUAGCAUGGCGCACUUCCUUCAGUUGGCUGCUAAAGUUAGCGAGGCCACGCGUAGUUUGGUACGAGACGAACUUGUAAAAGCUGGUCUAGACGUCAAAGAAGACGAACACGACCGGGAUGUGUUGAUAGUUGAAGCGUCGUUUGACCUUUUGAUUUCUGAGGCGGAAGCGUUAAAUCUAGAAAGACCUCUUGCUAGAAUCGAGGAGAACGUUCUAGGACACAACAUUCCUUUGAUGGCUUCCUUUAAGAAAUCAGAGCUGAAAAGAUUUCAUAGCGCUGAUGAUCCAGACAAUUUCUUUAGUCCAGCAGAUAAGACUCGUUUGACAUGGAGUAUAAUGAGGAAGAUUUCCGUUCCAUUUCAAACAUUGGAGAUUCUUGGUCAUACAGUCAGCAAUCCUGAUGAUCCAUUUAUCUUGGCUUGCACACAUUCAGAACCCCCAGUCCUCAACUUUGCACAAGCUCUUCACGAAUCCAAGACAGUUCGACAGGAAAUCGAGAAAUCAGUUAUGCUGCAAAGCUUUGUUGCAUCCAAGGAAGCAGUGACAAAAAUCAGAAAUUACUUCGGAGAAGAGGUGGCUAUGUACUUUGUCUGGAUGGAUUUCUUUGGCAAGAUGCUUCUCUUUCCGGCACUGUUUGGUAUUGCUUAUUACAUCCUGAGACCAGACAAUGUAAGUGUUGAGGAGGAUCCAUUCAUGCCUGUCUUUUCAGCAUUUAUGGCUUUAUGGAGCAUUCUGUAUCUUGUGUUGUGGCGAUGCCAUUGUUCACAUUUCUCUCUACUGUGGAAUACAUACGAAUAUCAACGAAAUGUGGAACCCAAUCGAGCAUUUAAAGGCUUCGAAAGGAUCAGUCCCGUGACCGAUAAGAAAGAGAUCUACUUUUCUAACUACCAGAGAGCGCUUCGAUAUCUCUUUAGCUUUGCUGUGAUGCUAGUAAUGGUAGGACUUGCUGUCAUUGCCAUGACCAUAUCACUCAAUCUGAACGGCUAUGUAACUGAUCGCAACAGCCCAAUCUAUAUUGCAUACUUGGCUUCAUUUGCAGCACCAGGUGGAAUAUUUGCAGCCGACAGUCCCUAUUUUGGGUGGGUUAUUCCUGCUAUGGGCCACACGAUCGCCAUUGGAACUCUUAACCACAUUUACAGCUCGGUUGCUGUGAAAUGCACUGAUUAUGAAAACCACAUGAGGGUACAGGAGUGGAAGAAUUCAGUGAUUGGAAAGAGAGUCAUAUUCGAAGCUCUAAAUUGUUUUAUUGCACCGUUGUAUAUCACAUUCUACCAGAUGGAUGUUGUUGCUCUUCAUCGUGUGAUGAUUAGAUUGUUUUGGUGUGAUGAGUUUCGUAGGCUCGCAACAGAAGCAGGCUUACCGUUUCUCGCAGGAAAAGUCAAAUUGUUUAGUGUGUCCAAGUCCGACAAGGGAAACAGAUUUCAGUUUAAGAAAGUCGAGAAACUUGAAGACGUUACUCUCGAGCACUACGAACAGUUUGCUGACUACUUGGAAAUGGUUAUUCAAUUUGGGUACGUGACUUUGUUUGCUGCCGCCGUUCCUCUUGCUUCGUUAAUCAGCAUCAUUUUCAUCAUGGUUGAAACACGUUCUGACAUCUGGAGGCUUCUGCAUGCCUACAGAAGACCUCGUGUUAGACGUGCUUGCGAUAUAGGGGUUUGGUUUUACGUCAUGCUGUGUAUGGUUGGUUUGUCUAUGCUGACCAACAGUUUCAUUGCUUUCGUUUCGUCUAACCAGAUGGACUACUGGCUGCCAAGCCACAAGGACAACGAUGUUCAUUCGAUGGUGCUGGCAUUUAGUGUCGAGCACUUUUUGUUGAUGGUCGCAUUGCUGGCUCAUGCAUACCUUCCCAAACAGUAUGCAUGGGUAAAGGCAGCUAUCGACAGACGAGCUUACAAGAAACGGGUUGCAAGAGAGCAAGCUGUUGUGGAGGCUGCAGCAAAGGCAGGAAUUAAUAUUGAUCUCCGGAGGCAAAGUGAAGUAGUUCAAUGAAACGGAACUAUUGUAGAAGGUUGGGUGUUAUAUCAUUGAAUUGUAGUUCUAUGUUAGGUCCACAGAAUCUAGUGUAUCAUUGUGUUUCCUA